This is a messenger RNA of Pterocles gutturalis (yellow-throated sandgrouse), 855 nucleotides long. It is a transcript of the gene RHOJ, whose product is annotated as ras homolog family member J. Gene Ontology annotation, molecular function: GTP binding; GTPase activity. The annotation marks the transcript as partial. NCBI's taxonomy places the organism in Eukaryota, Metazoa, Chordata, Aves, Pterocliformes, Pteroclidae. The record is from RefSeq and is a predicted model, not a curated record. The transcript is spliced from 4 exons. Gene Ontology annotation, biological process: small GTPase-mediated signal transduction.
GAUUAAAACACAUAGAAAUGAGGCAACUGGCUUGUCUAUAAACGACAUCUCUCAUUUCUCUCUUCCAGUAACUGUGACUGUGGGAGGACAACAACAUUUGCUGGGACUUUAUGACACUGCAGGGCAGGAGGACUACAACCAGCUGAGACCCCUCUCCUACCCCAACACGGACGUGUUCUUGAUCUGCUUCUCAGUGGUGAACCCCGCCUCGUACCACAACGUCCAGGAGGAGUGGGUGCCCGAGCUGAAAGUCUGCAUGCCCAACGUGCCUUACGUCCUCAUAGGAACACAGAUUGAUCUCCGGGAUGAUCCCAAAACUUUGGCUCGGCUGCUUUACAUGAAGGAGAAACCACUCACCUACGAGCACGGAGUGAAGCUAGCCAAGGAGAUUGGAGCACAGUGCUACCUGGAGUGCUCAGCCCUCACCCAGAAAGGCCUUAAGACUGUCUUUGAUGAAGCAAUCCUGACCAUCUUCCACCCCAAGAAGAAGAAGAAGCGUUGUGCAAAGUGCCACCGCUGCUGCACCCUCGUGUGAAGUCAACUUGGAAAGAAAAGCGAGAUGAGUUCCAUGAAACCAAGCAGGUUAGAAAGGCAAUGAAGGCCACAUGCAACCGAAAUGGGGAACAUGACCAGAAAGGGGUCCUUCUCUACCCAAACACAGGAACCCUCCAUUCUGAGAAACCUCCAAGCUGUAUCACACUAGGCCAACUCACGUCUAUGUGCUUUCCCACCCGUCCAGAGUUGUGUGCAGCCCGUUCCCACUGCUGCAGGCUGCACCGAGCCAACAGCAACCAGGAUGCCUGCUCCUGCUUGACUCCUCACCUUAGGAAUACGGUGAAGGUGCCGUGUGGAAAA